AGUAUAUAAACCAGCAUCUACAAAUGUUCUCCCGUCUUCAUGCAAUGUUCAUUCAAACAUUCAUAAACAUGAAAUCGACCGUUUUUGUUUUCGCCAUACUCAUGGUAUUCUUGAGUUCAAGUUUCGCCGAUCCCGUAGGAACUUGUUCUUCGGAUAUGGACUCAAAAGAAGUAGACUUUCUUGUAGACUCAGAAGAUUGCUCCGUAUUCUAUAAAUGCAAUUGGGGAGAACCUGUACAAUACCGAUGCAAUGAAGGUUUACAUUUCAACAAAGAAACAGGUGGUUGUGAUUGGCCUGAAAUUGCUGGAUGUAAUGGAAAUGAUAAUGAAAAUAAUACAGAAGAAGAAUUAAGUAAUGAAAUAGAAUCUAAUGAAGUAGAAUCGAAUGAAACAGAACCAUCAGAAAAUAAAUGCCCUAAUGAUCAAUGUCCAGCAGAAAACGGUGCAUUUCCCGAGAUUUUCUCUCACCCAGAAGAUUGUGAUAAAUUCUGUAAAUGCGAUAGAGGAAUAGCUUACGAUAAAUCGUGUCCACCUGGGCUUCAUUUUAACAAAGAAUUGCAAGUUUGUGAUUGGCCAGAAAAUGCUAAAUGUGAAAAUGAUGAUUCUAUUGAUAGUGGAAGUGGGGAACCUGACUCUCCAGAAAUCAAUGACGGAGUGUGUUCAGAUGAACCAUGUCAAGAAGUAAACGGCAAAUUCCCGGUUUUCUUCGCCCAUCCGGAAACAUGUGAAAAAUAUUGCGUUUGCGAUUGGGGUAAAGCCUAUGACAUGAGUUGUCCAACUGGACUCCAUUUCAGUCUCGACGAUAAUGUUUGUGUUGAACCAGAAAAUGCUCGAUGUAAAUAAGUUGUAUGAAAUGUUAUAAUAAAGAAAACUAAGUAAUAAAUGAGUCAUGCUCAUAAAUAUUUGUAGCUCAAUUAUA
Onthophagus taurus is the source of this 918-nucleotide messenger RNA. Its product is annotated as protein obstructor-E-like. Gene Ontology annotation, molecular function: chitin binding. The record is from RefSeq and is a predicted model, not a curated record. NCBI's taxonomy places the organism in Eukaryota, Metazoa, Arthropoda, Insecta, Coleoptera, Scarabaeidae. Gene Ontology annotation, cellular component: extracellular region.